Molecule: messenger RNA, 494 nt
Organism: Haliotis rubra (blacklip abalone)
Lineage: Eukaryota; Metazoa; Mollusca; Gastropoda; Lepetellida; Haliotidae
Product: uracil-DNA glycosylase-like
Exons: 3
Coding region: 84-494 (136 amino acids)
Biological process (GO): base-excision repair, AP site formation via deaminated base removal; base-excision repair
Cellular component (GO): mitochondrion; nucleus
Molecular function (GO): uracil DNA N-glycosylase activity
Source: RefSeq, a predicted model, not a curated record
UCGUUACUUCCGCAAUACAGCGCUGUAUCUAGGUCGCAAGUUGUGUUUUGAAACUUGAUACCAGUUACCACGGCGAUCUAACGAUGCCACGCAAACGCAAAAGCUUGGCUCCUCUAGCUGGUCAACCCAAGGCAAAGAAACAGUCUAAAGGGAAACAUGUUAAGGCCAAACCAAGAGCGGAAGAAAAAAAAGCACCUGUAAAAGUGGCAGAAGCGAAAGCAAGCAUGUCAUCAUCAUUUGACCUGAAGUCCCUUCUAACGGAAAGCAGCUGGACAAAAGCCUUACAGGAAGUGUUCAAAGAGCAGUAUUUUGAAGACCUCCAGAAACAGCUUGAGCAAGAUUAUUCAGGAGCAAAGCAGAUCUUUCCUCCAAAAGAAAAGAUUUUUAAUGCUUUUAACCUGACCCCAAUUGACGAGGUGAGAGUUGUGAUCCUUGGACAAGACCCAUACCACGAUGACGGGCAGGUGAGAAACUCACCUAUAAACCUCAAGUGA